Messenger RNA from Siniperca chuatsi (mandarin fish), 2506 nucleotides. RefSeq names its product GTPase IMAP family member 9-like. The record is from RefSeq and is a predicted model, not a curated record. The transcript is spliced from 2 exons. Gene Ontology annotation, molecular function: GTP binding. Bases 189 to 974 code for a protein of 261 amino acids. NCBI's taxonomy places the organism in Eukaryota, Metazoa, Chordata, Actinopteri, Centrarchiformes, Sinipercidae.
UGACUUCACAGUGUACAUUUUAAAAACAUGUUGCACUUCCUUGUGCUUAGAAAAAUUCCAGUCUAACACAGAGAGAGGGAACGCCCAUGUGGAGGUAAAAAAGGUGACAAUGACAAGCGUCAGAAGGAAAAUUCAUAGCAUGAUCUGACACACAACAGCAGGGUCCUUUUGGCUUUUGGUUUUUCAACAUGAACAAGGCACGCUAUCAAGGAUCUGAGAAGCAGAAGAAGAGUGAUGAACUCCGCAUCAUUGUGGUGGGGAAGACUGGAGUGGGGAAGAGCACGGCGGGAAACAUCAUCUUGGGGAGAGAAGCGUUUGAGUCUCAACUGUCUUCUUCUUCCUGGACACUUCAAUGCAAGAGAGCUGAGGGAGAGGUAAGAGGUCGAAACGUGGCCGUCAUCGACACUCCGGGGCUGUUUGACACUAAUUUCACCCAAGAAGAAGUGUUGGAGAAGAUCGAGCGGUGUAUUUCUCUGUCUGCCCCUGGUCCUCACGCCUUCCUGCUGGUUCUGAAACUGGACAGGUUCACCCAGGAGGAGAAAGACACCGUGAGGUUGAUUCAAAGCACUUUUGGUGAGGAGGCAGCUAAAUACACACUAGUGUUGUUCACACAUGGAGACAAACUAAAGAAACUAACUAUUGAAAGCUUUGUUUCAAAGAGCGAAGAACUCAAAGAGCUCAUUCAGGUAUACUAUGGGAGAUAUCACGUCUUCAACAACCGAGAGAAAGACCAGGAACAGACUGAUCAGCUCCUGCAGAAAAUUGACAGAAUGACUCUGGAGAAUGGCGGAGGGCACUACACCGCACAGAUGUUCAGAAAAGCAAAGAAGGCCUCAAAGAAAGAGAAACGAAGACUUUCAAAGGAGCUGAAGGCAGCAGAGCAGCAGAGGAGGGACACCCUGAAGGCUGAACUUGAGAGAGAAAUUAAUUUAACAGGAGGGCCAACGAAACACAGUAAAUGUCUUCUGCAGUAGGAGCUGGAGGUGUCCCGGCUCUGUCAGUAGAUGGGGAGCUUUAGGACUGAAGGUAUUUUUAUCUGGGUCUAAAGGUCACUUUCCACAAACCUGAACACAGCCAGGGAAGCUUUGGUCUUCCCGUGGCUCCCCAGCUGCAUACACAUUUGUACGUUGGUUCAUGUGUGUAUGUCGUGUUCAAAGUGGUUCAGCCAAGAGGAUGUAGGGGAGUUGAGUGAUUUCGUACACACAGAAUGCAUCUUGAAUGUUAGGCGUUACAAUGAAUGGCAUCUUUGAAUUUUUGCAAUUGAAUUCAAAAGUUACACAACAUAAAAGUUUUAUACCAUGUGUUUGGUCAUGUUCACAGGUCUUCCUGUAUCCAUACACUACAUGGCCAAAAGACCAGAACACCACGGGCAUGACAGCAUUUUAGGGUUGUAGCUAACCAUUAUUUUCAUCAUUGAUUAAUCUACCGAAUAUUGUUUCAGUUAAUCUGUUGGUCUAAAAAAUGUCAAAUUAGCAAAACAAUUCCCAUCACAGUUUCCCAGAGCCCGUGGUGACAUCUUAAAAUGUCUUGUUUUGUCCAACCAACAGUCCAGAACCCAAAGAUAUUUAGUUUACUAUCAUAAAAGACGUUUGAGAAGCUGGAACCAGUGAAUGCGUGCGUGCCAAACAAUUGUAAAAUGCUAUAAUUUGCUGCUAAAAUGGCCUCCUCUGCCUCAACUGCUUCUGGGAAGACUGUCCACACGAUGUUGGAUGGGUUGAUCCUCCACACCAGAGGGCAAAGCAUCUCUGAAUGGAGCUGCUUUGUGCAGGCUGGCAUGUCAUGUUGAAACAGGAAAGGGAAACACAAACUGUUGGAAGAACUCUGUGUGUAUGGUACAUGUUUUAUUAUCCUGUUUAUAUGUAGGCCGAUAUUGAGUUUUAGGUACAAGACUUGAUGAAUGAUGUUAACUUGGAUAUGGGGAGUGUGUCUUGAGCUCUUCUGUGUUCAUAUUAUAUUCUGGCAAUUUUGUUGACUAGGACGUUGAUGCAUUGUUUAUGUGAAAAAGUGUUUGUGUGUUGGCUGAUUUGGAUAAAAAUGGUAAGAAUUCAUUGCAUGUAUUUGUAUAAUGUGUUGGGCAGUGUGAGUAUUCUCUGGUGUUCUUUAAGAACCUGUACAGUAUGUGUAAACUGUUAUAUUAAGAGGUUUGUGGAAUAUUUUAGUUGGACAAACUAUAUGUGUGUUAGCCCUGAGACAGAGUGCAAGACGCAGGUGUACUCUUCCUCUUGCGCAGUGCAUGCUGGGAUACGUUCCAGCCCCCGUGGCCCUGAACAGGAACGGUGGGUAUAUAGAAUGGACUGAUGGAUGGCCGGAUCGUGGAAACAGGGUAGAUUGGAGUAAAUCUGUUAAGUUGGAGCAAAUGUAUAUAUGUAUGUAUGUAAAUGCAUAUAUGUUUGUAUUUUGUAUUUUAUGUUUAACAUGGUAUUAUGUUUUAUGGCUGUGAAUGUGCUCUGUGUACAUUUGUAUAAAUAUGGAAAAUUGGUAGCAUUAGAGCACUUUCAAAAAAGAA